CUAUUGGAGUAAUGCCUAGAGGAGGACGUCGAAAAGGGUUCAGAAAGGCCAGUGCUGGCUCCAAGUCUACAUCUAGUACUUUGAAGUUUGAGGAUUACGAGAAAGUCUUUAUCGGUCCUCUUGUCACUCUUAUACUGGGAUUUGCGACUUACGUGUGCAAGAACUACUGGAACAAGUUUCCAGACGUUGAAUUUUACGAAACAGUUGUGGUUGCGGCGUGUCUAGCUGGUAUUUUUGUUACACUGCUUUUUCUGCCGGUGAUAGUGUACAACCUCUUUACUAGCAAACGAUCUGCUAUUAUUGUGUUGUUGCUGUGCCUCCUGGUUUUUAUUGUGGUGGUUGUGCCCAUAACUCAACUGUUGUGGGGAUAUUUUUCAAAUGGAAAUCAAGCUGAAUUGCCAACAGUGUCUGAUGAAGUUGUCACUGUUGAUGACAGAAGCUCUUCCAAUAUGGAAAAGAACAAGAACAAUUUGACUGGUCAAGAAGAAUCACAUGAAAGAGUCUCUCACCAGGAGACCUCUGAUGUUUUGAAUAGUAAUGUACAGUUUAAUGGCGACUGUUUGAAGUAUUCUCAACAAUUGCUUUCUCAACCCAAUGUGUUACGCUAUCCUCGCAAAUAUCAUAUUCACACUCAAGUCGAGAUGCUUCAACGAACUGUUUUACUGAAAGGGAAACCAACAUUUCUUGUUUUUUCUGAUGAUUCUGAUCCUCCGUCUCAAUUUGAAGGCGAUGCAUUGGAUUUAUAUAAUCGAAAAAAUAACGCUGGAGCUCAAAGCUUUGUCAGCGUGUACGAUGCAGUAGAAAAAGCUCUCACCUUGCUAUGCAACAAUCUGCUAGAGCAAGGAUUUGGUAAUUUUAAAGAAAGUUCUUAG
This is a messenger RNA of Corticium candelabrum, 872 nucleotides long. RefSeq lists its product as uncharacterized. The record is from RefSeq and is a predicted model, not a curated record. Bases 12 to 872 code for a protein of 286 amino acids. The transcript has a single exon. NCBI's taxonomy places the organism in Eukaryota, Metazoa, Porifera, Homoscleromorpha, Homosclerophorida, Plakinidae.